This is a messenger RNA of Cheilinus undulatus (humphead wrasse), 3984 nucleotides long. RefSeq names its product serine/threonine-protein kinase MARK1-like. Bases 334 to 2667 code for a protein of 777 amino acids. Gene Ontology annotation, biological process: microtubule cytoskeleton organization; intracellular signal transduction; protein phosphorylation. Gene Ontology annotation, molecular function: tau-protein kinase activity; ATP binding; protein serine/threonine kinase activity. The transcript is spliced from 18 exons. NCBI's taxonomy places the organism in Eukaryota, Metazoa, Chordata, Actinopteri, Labriformes, Labridae. The record is from RefSeq and is a predicted model, not a curated record. Gene Ontology annotation, cellular component: cytoplasm.
AGACCCGUCCGUUACCGACGCAUCUUCCUGGCCUGCCCCCCUUCUCUCUCUCUCUCUCUCUCUCUCCCUGCUCCCCCCUCUCUCUGUCUCUCUUUCCUCCUUUUCUGUCUGCCGCUAGCCUACCUGAAGGGAAGCUCACCGCCGAGAGCCUAAAGAGACCGAAUCUGGCGUGUCGGCUGGGCCCUGCCCGCGCUAUGCUGCGGUAAAAACCAGGGCCGCUGUUUGCGGUGUUUCCAGGGGAUGUAGAGAGGGACGGAGGCACCGCACCGCGCCGUGUCUGCUCUGCUCUGCCCAGCCCGCUGCAUCGCUGAGCGGGCCUGCGAAGCACACAAGAUGUCGACCAGAACGCCAUUGCCCACGGUGAACGAGCGUGACACCGAAAAUCACUCAUCGGUGGAUGGCUUCGUUGAACCUCCAGUACCCCCAACUAAGUCUGCUAGUCGCCACAGCUUGCCUCGAUGCCGCAACUCCUUCACCUCCACAGAGGAGCAUCCUCAUAUUGGCAAUUACCGCCUUCUGAAGACUAUAGGGAAGGGGAAUUUUGCCAAGGUGAAGCUGGCACGACACGUCUUGACUGGACGAGAGGUGGCGGUGAAGAUCAUAGACAAAACCCAGCUGAAUCCCACCAGUCUACAGAAGCUCUUCAGGGAAGUCCGAAUAAUGAAGAUACUGAAUCAUCCAAAUAUAGUCAAACUAUUUGAGGUGAUUGAGACGGAGAAGACGCUUUAUUUGGUUAUGGAGUAUGCCAGUGGUGGAGAAGUAUUUGACUAUUUAGUGGCUCACGGCAGAAUGAAGGAGAAGGAAGCCAGGGCCAAGUUCAGACAAAUUGUGUCUGCAGUGCAGUAUUGCCACCAGAGGAGGAUAGUACAUAGGGAUCUUAAGGCGGAGAACCUGUUGUUAGAUGCAGAUAUGAACAUCAAGAUUGCUGACUUUGGCUUCAGUAAUGAGUUCACUGUGGGCAGUAAGUUGGACACUUUCUGUGGCUCCCCACCAUACGCUGCUCCGGAACUUUUCCAAGGGAAGAAGUAUGAUGGACCAGAGGUGGAUGUCUGGAGCCUCGGGGUCAUUCUUUACACGCUGGUUAGCGGAUCGCUGCCCUUUGAUGGACAGAAUCUAAAGGAGCUGAGGGAGAGGGUCCUGCGGGGGAAAUACCGUAUUCCUUUCUACAUGUCCACAGACUGUGAAAACCUGCUGAAAAAACUACUUGUGCUCAACCCUGUCAAAAGAGGCAGUUUGGAGCAAAUCAUGAAAGACCAUUGGAUGAAUGUGGGUCAUGAGGAGGAGGAGCUUAAACCUUAUAUCGAGCCUGAGGCGGACUUCAAUGAUUCAUCCAGAAUAGAGCUCAUGGUGACCAUGGGCUUCCCUAAAGAUGAGAUCACGGAGUCUUUACAAGGCCAGAAGUACGAUGAUGUCAUGGCCACCUACCUGCUGCUGGGCAGAAAAGCUCCAGAGUUUGAGGGGAGUGAGCCGCUGACUAACAGCAUCCUGGGCACACGAACUCGACCGACCAGUGAUAUCAACAACAGCUCCAGCAUUUCCCCCGCUCAUCCCAAGGUCACGCGCAGCAUCUCGGCCAAUCAGAAGCAGCGCCGCUACAGUGAUCAUGUUGGUCCAUCUGUGCCCCCGGCGGUGUCGUAUACGAAACGUGGCCAGGCCUUGAGUGUGGAAAGUGACCACAGAGAGGAGUGGGAUGGAGCACGCAGGCUGGAGCUCAACACCUCAAAAGGAGAUGUGCCCGCAUCACCACUGGGUGUGCAGGAGAGGAAGAAAACUACAAGUGCUGUAGGGCAGACCAAUGGAUCAAUGACUCGCAGGAACACGUACGUGUGUGAACGAUCCUCUACUGACCGAUACUCGGCUAUUCCUAAUGGAAAAGACAGCAGUUUAACAGAGGUGUCAGGGAGCACCCCAUCGACUGCAAUGAGCUCCACAAGGCCUCGUCACACCAAGUCUAUGUCAUCGUCAGGGCAUCCUUCAAAGAGCACACUGCCCCCCAUUGAUGACAACACAGAGCUUAAAGCCAGUUCGUCUCCACGGGGUCCCUCCACUUCUCCGUCGGCACACAGUAUUAGCACCCCAGAGAAGAACCGUUUUCCCCGGGGCACCACCAGCCGCAGCACCUUCCACGGAGCUCAGCUCAGAGACCGGCGCAGUGCCACUUACAACGGCCCCCCGGCUUCACCCACAUUGUCCCAUGAUACGGGAGCUCUCGCUCAGCAACGCAGGGGCACCUCCACUGGGAUCAUCAGCAAGAUCACAUCCAAGUUUGUCCGCAGGGUGCCUAGUGAGGGAGAGGCCAGUGUCAGGACAGAAACACCAAGAAGCGCGUCAGGUGAAAGCAAAGAGGAUGGCGGUCGGGACUCCAAACCCCGCUCGCUGCGUUUCACCUGGAGCAUGAAGACCACCUCCUCCAUGGAGCCGGCAGAGAUGAUGAGAGAGAUCCGCAAAGUCCUGGAUGCCAACAGCUGCGAUUACGAGCAGCGUGAACGCUUCCUGCUUUUCUGCGUCCACGGGGACGCCCGCCAGGACAACCUGGUCCAGUGGGAGAUGGAGGUCUGCAAGCUGCCCCGCCUUUCACUCAACGGCGUGCGCUUCAAAAGGAUAUCGGGCACGUCCAUCGCCUUUAAGAAUAUCGCCUGCAAAAUUGCCAACGAGCUCAAACUGUGACAGCAGAUGGAGUCGUCCCAGUCAGUCAUUGGUGAGCUCUGGUUGCGGUCUCAUCUCAUCACUGGAUUAGUGUCGACUCACAGGACAAAAAUUCAGCACUGAAGGUCCUCGCCGCGCAGAAUCAGGGUGGACUCGGCUGGUAAACGUGCAAUACUGGCCACGAAUGUACUGUACAGGGUAGUGGAUCAGAGAGAUAUCACAAGGUUUAACCUCUGUGAUGAAGAGACAGUAAAAACAGCAAACCUUGCCCUUUUUUGUUCUCUUCCGUCCAGCCCUCUGUCUCUCUCAUCGGCCCGCUGCUCCUCGUCAUAGGACACAUUCAUGUAACACAUACAGUAUGCAACAGAAGAUGACCAUUCUGCAAUAAUGUUUUCAAUCUCUUUUUCUAAACGCCUACUACAAGAUCUACUCUUCUCGCUGAAUAAUCAUUAAAGUAAUGAACGUGAAAAUAGCCGCUUUUCCACCUAUGUUAACUCAGUAUAUAGAUCAGGCUGGAGUCAUACUAAAACUAUGUAAAAAGAGAAUUGUACUGUAUGCAUAACAUCUGCAGGUACUGUAUUGUAUAUUGAUUUUACGUUCUGUACAGAAUUUUAUUGUCGAUAUGUCUUUUUCAUGGGAUUUGAGUUCUUUCCUGAUAUAAUUGAUGUCUCUUUAACCAUUAUCCUUUCAGUCUGUGAGUUUUUUAAUUCUUUUUUAAGAGCCACCAUAUGAAAAUAGUGUUUUUAAUUUUAUUUAAAGAGCACUAAAUUAUUUUGUUGAAUAUUAAGGGAUGUGCUCCCUUGCCUUUUAUGUUAUAUUUUAUUUGCCUACGGAAAAAACACUAAGUUGCACCACAUAGACUUGAGUAGUACGUUCAGUUAAAACUGAAAAUGUGUUCACUUUAUUUUCUCUCAGCAGUAGGUCGGCCAUUUUGGAGAUCCGGCUGCAAAUUGCACAAGUUUUCCAGGGUGAUGUGUAUGAACAUGAGAGUAUGCACCUGUAUUUCUUUCGUGUUAGUUUGGUAGUCCUCAAUUUCAAAAACCGCAGGGUUUAAAUCAGUUGUCUUCUGAAAGAUGAGUAAGGAAGGACAGGAUGUCGUUAUCCAAAGUACAGAGGAGGCAUGAAAAGAUCAACUUUGGUGCAGUCUUUCUAAAGAGCCUGCUUUAACCCUGCCAACGGUGUGAUUAUGCAGGUACUUGUGUAUCUCCUUGCUUGUUUUUUUAUUUUUAAUUCAGCAGAUUUUGUUGUAUUUAUUCCAUUACAUUGUAAUGUGCUGCUUUGUAGAAUUGAGGCGUGCACUUUGUUGGAGAAAAUAAAAAAGGAUUUUAUUUGUUUGUA